Messenger RNA from Nymphalis io (European peacock), 1805 nucleotides. Its product is annotated as 3'(2'),5'-bisphosphate nucleotidase 1. Gene Ontology annotation, biological process: phosphatidylinositol phosphate biosynthetic process. The record is from RefSeq and is a predicted model, not a curated record. The transcript has 6 exons. Lineage: Eukaryota; Metazoa; Arthropoda; Insecta; Lepidoptera; Nymphalidae. Bases 193 to 1230 code for a protein of 345 amino acids. Gene Ontology annotation, molecular function: 3'(2'),5'-bisphosphate nucleotidase activity.
CUAGAAUCGAAUUAUUUGCGAUUUAACCAUCGAACAACACGAGAUAUCAUCGAAAUUAUUCAACUUCGAUUUAAAUACAAAAUUUGAUACAAUUAAUUACAUAUCGAUGUUUUGAUAUCUAUAUAUAAAUCAUUUAUAAAUUUGCAAUUUAUUCUUUUGUAUUGUUUUUUUCGUUUAGCUCGUCUUAUAAAGAUGUCAACAAGUGUUCCUUUAAUUGUGAGGCUAUUAGCAUCAUCUGUGUCUGUGGCUGGUAGAGCUGGCAAAAUCGUAAGAGAUGUUAUGAGCAAGGGUGAACUUGGUAUUGUGGAGAAGGCAAAAGACGACUAUCAAACAGAAGCUGAUAGAUCAGCCCAAAGAUGUAUCAUUGCAUCUUUGACAGCACAAUAUCCAAAAAUUAAUAUUAUCGGAGAAGAAGAUAAUCCUGAUAAUGAGGGUGACGUGUGUAGUGAUUGGCUAACAAUAGAUGCUGAUAAAGAAGUUUUAUGCCUUGAAUGCCCUUCUGAAUUGAAAGGUGUCAAGGAAGAAGAUAUUGUAGUAUGGGUGGAUCCUCUUGAUGGGACUUCUGAAUAUACCCAAGGUGCCCUUAUGUUGAAGAGAGAUCCUUGGGAAAGAUGGAAAAUGUAUUUGACUCACCCAUUUAUAAGUAUCAAGUGGUAUUUAAGUUUACUACAAUCAAACUAUGGUUUCUUAGAACAUGUUACUGUACUUAUUGGUAUAUCAGUCAAUGAAAAACCUGUUGCUGGUGUCAUUCACCAGCCAUAUUACAAAAGUGCAGGAAGUGAAAAAAAAACUGGAAGAACUAUCUGGGGUCUGCAGGAAGUUGGUGUUGGUGGAUUUACUCCAGUUCCUCCACCAAACUCUCUUAUUAUCACCACAACAAGAAGUCACUCAAACCCAGUUGUAGAAAAAGCAUUACAAGUAAUGAAUGCAUCUCAAAUUCUAAGAGUUGGUGGUGCAGGUUUCAAGGUUUUACAAUUGCUGGAAGGAAAGGCCUCAGUUUAUGUGUUUGCUAGCCCCGGCUGUAAAAAAUGGGAUACAUGUGCCCCUGAAGCAAUUCUUUCUGCUGCUGGUGGCAAAUUAACUGACAUCCUGGGACACAACUACAAAUAUGGUGCCUCCGUGUCGAGACCUAACAAAACUGGAGUGUUAGCUGCAGUAAAUACUGACCUUCAUACCUAUGCUCUGAAUCGAAUACCACAAGAGCUGAAAGAUAAACUAGCAAAUAAGUGAAAAUAUAAUUAUAUAGCACAACAAUCAAUACUAUAAAUAACUACCCAUUCAAUGGGUAAUUAAUAUAUACACUUUUCACAAAAAACAAUGUUUUAUUAAGAUAAUUAAUAUUUAUAUACAUAUAAGUCCACCAAUAAAAUAAAUAUAUAUACUACCUACAGUCAAUUGUACAGAGCUUAGUAUAAAAGGUAUAUCCUUCGAAAUAUUAUAAAUGCAACGGUGAGUUUGUACGCUUUCAUUUCUUAAUCAACCAAUCAUGAAAUUUUGUAUACAAUUGUCAGAUGUACACAAAAUAACAUAGGAUACCUGCCAUUUGUCCCCAUAGAAGAAGCUCCUAAAUAAUAAUUCACAUCACUAACAAUAACCAUUAAUUUUUUAUCAUUACCCAAAGAAACUGUUACACAUGCUUAGCCGAGAAAACCAUUUCCUUACUGGGUUUUGUUAGUAAUUGAGAGUAUAACAUCUGUAAGUAAACGAUUAAAAUCUAAUAUAUUAUAUGAACCCUUAAAUAAAAAGAUAUUCAUGACAAUUAGCUUGUUUCUCUUUGGUGAAUGGGCUUUUAUACAAGGUUAAAU